Naumovozyma castellii is the source of this 2181-nucleotide messenger RNA. RefSeq names its product putative dolichyl-phosphate-mannose--protein mannosyltransferase (gene PMT7). Lineage: Eukaryota; Fungi; Ascomycota; Saccharomycetes; Saccharomycetales; Saccharomycetaceae. The coding region runs from base 1 to 2181 and encodes 726 amino acids. The transcript has a single exon. The record is from RefSeq and is a predicted model, not a curated record.
AUGGUAAAACUUCUCUCUAAUAGAUGUGAAUAUUUUUUGUCCUAUGCUUUCAAGAAUAUCAAUGUUAGAUCGCCAAGACAGCCAAAAAAAUUAAGAAGAUCCGCUGAUAUUUUCAGCCAACCUUAUUUGCAAACUGAAGUGAAACCAUAUAAAUACAAAUUGAAGGUUCCUUCUCCGAUAAUAAUGACUGAUAUUAGUACCGCUACGAAGAAGGACGAAAAUGCGUCUACUACCAUGAAAGGCCCUUAUCGAAGCUUUUAUCCCAUUGACUUGAUUCGCAAGGAAAAGGUAGGGCAACUUUCAGUCAUCGACGGUAUAUUAUCAAUAACAGUUGCACUGGUGACAUUAUACAUAGGGAUUCGAAAUAUAGAGAAGGAAGUGCCUCUCUUUCCAAAAGAACAAGAUAUAUUUGCCUCGGUGGAAUACUAUCAGAAAGAUAAGUUUAUUCUAAACUCAUUCCCACCAUUGGGAAUCCAAUUGUAUUCACUUCUACCAGUUGGUUCAUACUCUGCUAUGAGAUUAAUGUCUUUGAGUGCCAGUUCCUUCUCUUUAUUGUUUUUAUACCUGGCAUUUCGAAGAGUAAAUGUUCCUUACCUUAUAGCACUGGUAUCAACAGUAUGUAUCCUUUCCAUACCAUUAUUCCGUAAAGAAAGUACAAGAAUCUCAUUGGAUACAUUGCAGUGGUUUUGGUUAUCGAUCUCUAUUUACUCAUGGGCAAGUUUGAAAUGUUUCUCUCAUUUCUCCAUUAAAUGGACUAUCCAUUCAUUGAUUUUUGCAAUGUCGAUUGGAUGCAGCAUGGCAACUAAAUACAUUGGGUUCGCCACCUGGGGUUGGGCAAUACUAAUCUCAUCUAUUUAUUUCUGGCAAAUGAUUGGUGACGUUAGAUUAUCAACAAGUCAUAUCGUUAAACACACAACCUUUCAAAUAUUUUGCCUUCUGGUUAUACCAAUGACAAUAUUCGCCACAACUUUAUAUUUACAAAUCAAUCAUUCUCGUAUCGAUUCUCCCGAAUAUUCACAAUACAUGUCGUCGUAUUACAAGAUAUUUUUAAGAUCCAAAUCACCAAUCUUGCAACCCAUGGAAAUAACCAAUGGAUCCAUCAUCACAAUACGUCAUUUGAACUCGCUAGGAGGAUAUUUAACUUCUCCAGCAAAUGAAUCAUAUCCAGAAGGAUCUGCUGAACAAAUAGUUUCAUUAACUGAUAUGGAGUCUAAUGUUGACAAUCAAUGGAUACUUGAAUAUGUAGAUGAUUAUAACAAGGGUCCCCUAAUUGACUCUCAAAGAAUUAAAUUGAGACAUCGCACUACUGGGAAAUUAUUAAGAGCAUCUUCAGCUAAACCACCUGUAAGUGAACAAGAAUAUAAUUCAGAGGUCUCCUGUACAGGAGAUUGGGAUUAUCAUGGUGAUAGUGACGAAUUCUGGAAAAUUGAUCUGGUCGAAGGUUCAUUAAUACCAUGUUGGAAUAUUAUGGAGUUGGAUAAUGUGGGCCAAAUGUGUACAUUGAUUAGUCAUGAUACUAGAUUACCUGAUUGGGGCGAAUUUGAACAGGAAGUGUUUUGCAUUCAAUCACCUGAUCCCCAAAGAGCCAAGUUUCAAAUCGAAUUUGUGGAUAAUGACGAAAUUAAGAAUCCUAUUACACUUGCUGGUUUACCAGGAUAUGGCAAUUAUUCAAGGUGUUAUCAGUACAUUAAAUUAGCAGCGGAGUUAAUACAAAGGGAAUUUAAAUAUGAUUAUAUGGUUAAAUUACAAAAUGAUAACGAUGAGAAUGAUAAGGUACAUAUCAAUAAGGAAAAAUGGCCGAUUUAUAUCACAGGUAAUGAUACGACUGAUCUCAUAUGGUUAACUUCAAGCAUUGCUGUUGUGAUCGUUGCCUGUAGGUUUGGUUUACAAGUAAUGAACUGGAAUCCAUGGAAGAUCGAUAAUGGGGAUUCAUCAUCACAUUUGAAUAUGAAAAUUUAUCACGAAUUUGCCAUUGAAAGUCUAUUAGGUUGGUUUGUUCAUUAUUACAUUUUUUUAAAGAGUUCAAACGAUCAUCUUGAGAUUGUGUUAUACUUGCCGAGCUUCGUUUUUGCACAUUUACUUGCCACCGAAACUGUUACUGCAAUAGGUCAAUGGAGCCAGUGGAAAUGUGCUAUCAUACUCCUAGUCUAUAUUGUCACAAUAAAAUGUACUAUUUUAUAG